GGUCCGUGGGGUUCGGGUGCACUAAUAAGACCUAGCCGAGCUCUCCCAAGCAAAGAGAUAUGUCCUUGUGAUCUCACUGUCUUGACCUUCUUCCCCCUUGUCCACGAUCCAGUACUUCCGUUUGUCUCCAAACUGACGACCUACAUUCGGCUUCUUGACUAUUUCUUAUCCCUCCGUUCUACAUACAACUAUCGUAGUUCUACGUUUAAGAUCGCUCCAACGCUCCUGCUGCUCUUGGAUAUUACGAGGGUAGAACGCGGAGCUCUCAUCGCCCCGACAGUUUACAACUAGAAGAAGGGAAGCUGGGAUACACGACGCCACGAUGGUAGCAGUAGACGGAAGCGGCCAGCCGGAGACGGAGACGGUCAACACCAGCAUCAUCACCCUCACACGCUUCCUCACCGAGGAGCAAGCAAAACACAAGGAGGCCACUGGAGACUUCACCCUCCUCUGCCAUGCGCUCCAAUUCUCAUUCAAGUCGAUCGCCUACUACAUCCGGCGAGCGACACUGGUCAACCUAACGGGGCUGGCCGGGUCGUCCAACACCACGGGCGACGAGCAGAAGAAGCUGGACGUCAUCUCCAACGACCUGUUCAUCGAGGCGAUGCGGUCGAGCGGGCGGUGCGCGCUGGUAGUGUCGGAAGAGGAGGAGGACGUCAUCUACUUCAAGGACAGCAAGAGUGCGCGGUACGCGGUGGCGUGCGAUCCGAUCGACGGCAGCUCCAACCUGGACGCGGGCGUGUCGGUCGGUACCAUCUUCGGCAUCCACAAGCUGGCCGAGGGGUCGACGGGCACCAAGGAGGACAUCCUCAAGCCCGGCACGGAGCUGGUGGCCGCCGGCUUCACCAUGUACGGCGCGUCGGCGCAGCUCGUCAUCACCAUGAAGGACGGCAGCGUCAACGGCUUCACGCUCGACAACGGCGUGGGCGAGUUCAUCCUGACGCACCCCAACAUGCGCAUCCCCAAGAAGCGGGCCAUCUACUCGGUCAACGAGGGCAACUCGCUCUACUGGGAGGACAACGUGAAGCACUACUUCAACUCGCUCAAGGAGGCGCCCGAGGGCGGCAAGCCCUACAGCGCGCGCUACAUCGGCAGCAUGGUGGCCGACGCCUACCGCACCCUGUUAUACGGCGGUAUCUUUGCCUAUCCGGCCGACAAGAAGAGCCCCAAGGGCAAGCUGCGGAUCCUGUACGAGUGCGCGCCGAUGGCCAUGGUGUUUGAGAAUGCCGGUGGCCAAGCCGUCGACAGCAAGAUGAGGAGGAUGCUCGAGGUCGUGCCCGAGCACAUCCAUGACAAGUCGGGCAUCUUCAUGGGCAGCUACGACGAGGUUGAGAAGGUCAAGUCGUUCCACAAAUGAGCCGGUCAUAUAUGUGUAGGGGUCUGGAUUGUGUGCCUCAUGAGUAAGGGAUGUUGGAUACAGCUUUGCCUUGGAUAACUCGGCAAUGAGAGGGGGCUGUGGACGCUGCAAACCGGAGCAUCGUAUUUAAAUGCGAUUUAUUGACUGGGACACAAGGCAAGCAGAGAAUUGCAUGUGAAAAUUCGAGUUUUGAAGCUGAAAACGUUACCUGUAAUGAUCACCUGAGGUGGUACAUAUUUCAUCCAGCAAAGAUGUUCUAUCGGGGAGCCGGACAAAGUUGGGGAAGCUGCAGGGCGCAGAGGCAUG
Chaetomium strumarium is the source of this 1663-nucleotide messenger RNA. Its product is annotated as fructose-1,6-bisphosphatase class 1/Sedoheputulose-1,7-bisphosphatase. Gene Ontology annotation, cellular component: cytoplasm; cytosol. The record is from RefSeq and is a predicted model, not a curated record. Gene Ontology annotation, biological process: gluconeogenesis; fructose 1,6-bisphosphate metabolic process; fructose metabolic process. Gene Ontology annotation, molecular function: fructose 1,6-bisphosphate 1-phosphatase activity. The coding region runs from base 323 to 1357 and encodes 344 amino acids. The transcript is spliced from 3 exons. NCBI's taxonomy places the organism in Eukaryota, Fungi, Ascomycota, Sordariomycetes, Sordariales, Chaetomiaceae.